AUGUUAUUACAAGCUAAUGCUAAUCCUCACCUGAAGACAUCACAUGAAGAAGGCGAGACGACACUAGUGCUGGCAUGUGAAAAGGAACACAAGAAUAUUAUGGAGACUUUGGUUUCUGCUGGUGCCAAUUAUAACAUUAAGGAAACUAAUAAUGUACCAGAUAUUUCUGAACUCAAUCCUGAUAUUUCAAAGAUUGAAGCUCAAAGUGUAACAAUUGAUGACAGAAAGUUAGCAUUGUACUCAAAAUGGUUGAAGAAGGCUCCUAAAGCAACAUGGGCUGAUGUGAUUAAUGCAUUGAGCAAGACAAAAGAAAACAGCAUUUUUGCACAGUAUAUUAGAGAAAACUUGCAAAAAUGUAGUUAUGCUGAUGCCACUACCAGACAAUCAUCACAGGCAGAAUUAAUGCUUGAAACAUUAACAGCAGUUUACGAAAAGGAGAUAUUGCAUGCAAUAAUUGACCUUAACAUAGAAUUCUCCAGUUUAGUAAUGCAUGUACAAUUAGGUCUUGAGGAAAAAAUUAAGAAUGAUUCUGACAUGUUACAAACAUUCACUACAUGGUUGGAGACUCACAUGCAUUGGAAUGACAAACUAACAAGUAUAUCGUUAGAUGAAAUUUUUAGAACUAUCGACCUAUUUUAUGAUUUUAUUGACUGCAGUCUGAUAGUGGAAAUGAGUGAUAUUUUCCUACAAGAUUUCAAAUUUGGUGUCAAGGAGUUAAGUAUUGUUAGCGAAUUAAAAACUUACAAGAUCAGAGCAGACGAACUUCAACUUUCAGCUCAAGUAGAAGACCUUCAUGAGUCAUUACCAAUAAUAUAUCAAGGACACAUACCAGAUACAUCAAAUAUGCGAAUGAUUUCAAUAAAGCUUCAUAAUCAAUGGGAAAGUAGCAAAAUGAAUGGACUCUCUCUACUGAUCCAUAACUUACUCCCAGUUGGACAUCAGCAGUCAAUAAUGAAAUAUAUUACAAUAUGUAUAACUUCUGAAUAUGUCAACCUUGAAUAUUUUGUACAUGGUUACACAACUGACAGUCUAAUAGAUUAUACAAGAAAGAAGUUGCAGUUUAUGCAUCUCAUUGGCAUAUUUAGUUUAUACAUUAAUGAUCAUCCUGUCUUUCAAGAAGAUGAGAAUAUGAACUUCACCUUUGAACUAGCUCUUGUUAAUGCAGUCACAGCUGGCAAUAAUGAAGCAGUAGAGCUUCUCCUUCAACUAGGUUGUAUUGAUGAUACUAAUAAAGAAGGAGAGACAGCACUGAUGUUAGCUUGUAAAAGAGGACACGAGGACACAGUACACAGUUUACUGUCUGCUGGAGCUAAUGUUGACAUUGAGGACAAUAAAGGAUGGACUGCACUAAUGAUAGCAAAUGAACAUAAUCACAUUUCAAUCAUUCACAUGUUACUACAAGCUAAUGCUAAUCCUCACCUGAAGACAUCAGAUAGAUCAAAUGCUGUAAUGAUUGCUAGUUACCAUGGUAACUAUGAGAUUGUUGAGCUAUUGAUUAGUAAAAGAGUUGAUUAUAAUUGUCAACGAGAAGAUGGAGCAAAUGCUUUUAUGUUGGCUUGUAAAAGUGGUCACACUCAAAUAGUUAAAUUUUUGCU
Molecule: messenger RNA, 1595 nt
Organism: Amphimedon queenslandica
Lineage: Eukaryota; Metazoa; Porifera; Demospongiae; Haplosclerida; Niphatidae
Exons: 2
Molecular function (GO): protein binding
Source: RefSeq, a predicted model, not a curated record